ACUUGGAACUGGGAGGACUCUUUGAAAACAUCCCGGAAAAAUGCGACGCCGCGAACUGCAGACCAUUCAGCUGAAACUGUCCGAUCUCAAGGAGUACGAGCAGGCCAAGAUGGAACGCUUGAGGAGCCGCCAACAAUUGCUAACUCCCCGGACGCCCACGCCCCCCUCUGACAGCGAGGUACUGCCGGCGACCUCCAGUAGCGUUCCAGCUGUUCUUUUGGCCAGCGGUAAGAGCCUGAACGACGACGCCGAUAGGUCGGAGCCCGCAACCAAGCCCAGCACAUCCUCCACCUAGGAUCUAUCGUUGAUCAAGCAAGGGGACUUCAACACUUUAAUCGUCACUACCUCAAUGGAUGAUGCACGUAGUUUUUAAAGUCAUAUUUUUUAAUUUACACCGUAACAAUAACUUGAGCUUUUCGCGCAAUGCAAGCGAAAUUAGAAAUGAUCGUGGAAGUUCACUAAUAUAUUUUAGCUAUAUUUAAUACGGCACCACGAUUAUUCGGCGCCAAACAGCCAGACUGUUAAAUAUAAGAAUUCCAAAAAAAUAAA
Drosophila teissieri is the source of this 549-nucleotide messenger RNA. RefSeq lists its product as uncharacterized. The transcript has 3 exons. The record is from RefSeq and is a predicted model, not a curated record. Lineage: Eukaryota; Metazoa; Arthropoda; Insecta; Diptera; Drosophilidae. The coding region runs from base 41 to 295 and encodes 84 amino acids. Gene Ontology annotation, cellular component: anaphase-promoting complex. Gene Ontology annotation, biological process: anaphase-promoting complex-dependent catabolic process.